Molecule: messenger RNA, 402 nt
Organism: Iphiclides podalirius (scarce swallowtail)
Lineage: Eukaryota; Metazoa; Arthropoda; Insecta; Lepidoptera; Papilionidae
Source: the annotation of a GenBank genome assembly
AUGGCCAUCAAUCAACAUAUAUUAACCGGAUGCCGGUGGAAUGCCAACCGCCCCCAGUGGGUGGGUCUCGCCUACGUCAAUAGCGCCGUGUACCACACGUGCCGCAGACGCGGAGAAUGCCAGCUUGCCGCCCGCGACAACCCACAAUGCACCCUGCUCGCACCGUCCACGGCACACUUUCGACCGUCGCCUCCGGAAUCUUAUGCGAAGAGGGACUCGUAUUCCCCUAUCGUAAACAUGGGGCUGUGUUCCGCUCUAGAAUAUUCAAGUCGCGGUAGACGCGCCAAGAAAGAAACCAUCGGCUUCACGGCGAAACGUGAGGUGGGCGCACCGAAAAUCGGCCAGAGCACAAUCGGCCCUAACGAAAUGUCGCUUAUAAUGAAAAGCGGGGCGGAUUCCCGU